AUGCUUACUUCUGGCUACCCACCAACUGGUGUUGUGCCCGGAAACCAAGUCUCCGCGGGUAGUGCAUUUUCGCACCAAGGCCAUCCGCCUCCACAUCCAGCUGUCGCCGCCUUCUUGAGCCAAGCUUCUGGACAUCACUCGGUCAGUGCAGCAGCAGCAGCUGCAGCUUCUGCUGCUUUCAUCUCUGCUCAACAGUCAUUGUCUUCUGUUCUCGGUGGGGGUAAUGGUGCGAGAAACGAGCAUACCUGCUCAGGGCCUAAUGCAAGCCUUAACAAUAAUGGUAACACAGUCGGUGGUGAUGGCAAUCAUGUUAUAGGCAGCAACAAUGGCCAAGGAGGGUACCCGGCCCAUGGCCUUAUGAAUAAUCUUGCUUUGCAGUCUGAUGCCUUUCGACUUUCCGGCUCUGGGCUCGGUACUCCUCACCAUCCGCAUGCACAACAUUCUGGACCUGCUCUUGCUGCGCUACUUCAACAGCCUCCACAUCUCCAGCCUCGUUUUGGUACCGCCCCUCUUGAGUUCAGUUAG
This is a messenger RNA of Protopolystoma xenopodis, 525 nucleotides long. The record is from the annotation of a GenBank genome assembly. NCBI's taxonomy places the organism in Eukaryota, Metazoa, Platyhelminthes, Monogenea, Polystomatidea, Polystomatidae.